This is a messenger RNA of Osmia lignaria (orchard mason bee), 4476 nucleotides long. Lineage: Eukaryota; Metazoa; Arthropoda; Insecta; Hymenoptera; Megachilidae. The record is from RefSeq and is a predicted model, not a curated record.
GUUCACUACAAAAUUUCUAUCUUAUUGAUACAUUUUAAUAAUUAAUAUUUUCAUAUAUUUUCACAUCAGAAAACUACCAAGAUGCCAGUAUUUCAUACGAAAACUAUAGAAAGCAUCCUUGAACCUGUCGCACAGCAGGUUUCAAGGCUUGUUAUUCUUCACGAAGAAGCCGAAGAUGGAAAUGCGAUGCCUGAUUUGGGUAGACCUGUACAAGCAGUUAGUAUGGCAGUGGCAAAUCUUGUAAAGGUUGGAAAAGAAACAAUAAAUUCUUCUGAUGAUGCUUUACUUAAACAAGAUAUGCCUGCAGCCUUACAACGUGUGGAGGGAGCUUCGCGUCUCUUGGAAGAAGCAUCAGCAAUGUUAAAACAAGAUCCUUAUUCUGGACCAGCUAGAAAAAAACUUAUCGAAGGAUCGCGCGGUAUUCUCCAAGGAACCAGUUCAUUAUUAUUAUGUUUCGAUGAAAGCGAAGUACGUAAAAUAAUCCGAGAAUGUAAGAGAGUAUUAGAUUAUUUGGCAGUGGCCGAAGUUAUCGAGACAAUGGAAGAUUUAGUUCAUUUCCUUAAAAAUUUAAGUCCUUGCCUCAGUAAAGUAUCGAAGGAAGUAAGCGCUCGUGAAAAAGAAUUAACUCAUCAGGUACACAGAGAAAUCCUAGUGCGCUGUUUGGAGCAAGUAAAAACACUUGCACCAAUUCUUAUCUGUUCUAUGAAAAUAUUUAUUCAUAUUAUCUCCCAAGGAGGUAAAGGAGCAGAAGAGGCCGCUGAAAAUCGUAAUUAUCUAUCCGGCAGGAUGUCAGAUGAAUUAAACGAAAUUAUUAGAGUAUUACAAUUGACAACGUACGAUGAAGAAGAGUGGGAUGCGGAUCAAUUAACAGUAUUAAAAAAAGCCCAGAGUGCCAUAGAAUCUAGAAUACGAGCUGCCUAUGAUUGGUUGGACGAUGGUCUUGCUUUACGCGGUGGCGUAGGAGAGAAAAGCCUUCGUCAAAUAGUUGAACAAGCACAGCGAUUAGCAGAGAGAUAUCUUCCUCCUUCGCAAGCAGAGCCAUUACAAAAAUUAACUUCCCAGAUCGUUACUAUGACCAAUGCUCUUUGCGAGCUAAGACAGAAUGAAAAAGGAACUACGCCUCAAGCAGAAGCUUUAGCACGUGGCAUAAAAGAGAAGACAAACGAACUUCGUAGCUCCAUCGCUUCUGCUAUUGUAGCAGCAGAUAAAUCUGGAACCACCCAAACUGCUCACACAGUUGCAGGUCGUUUAGAACAGGCCAAUAAAUGGUUACUUAAUCCGCAACACGACGACAAAGGACUUGGCCAGAGGGCAAUAGCUCUGAUUAUUCAUGAAGGGAAAAAGGUUGCCGAGGGCUUACCAGGAAUCCACAAGGCAGAGAUUUUACAAUUGUGCGACGAGGUUGACAAUCUCUCUCACCAACUGGGAGACUUGUGUGCUCAUGGUCAAGGAAAUACUCCCCGCGCUCAGGAAAUUGCCCGUCAAUUAUCGCAUAAAUUGUAUGAACUAAAAAAUAGAAUACAACAAGCGGUCGUGUCAAGAGUGGUUGAAGAUUUCAUUGAUAUAACUACACCUUUGAAACAAUUUACGGAUGCUGUGUUAGCUCCACAGGGCACACCGGGACGCGAUCAAAAUUUCAAUGAUAAAACGCAUGCUCUUCAAACGUUCUCGAAUAGAGCGGCAAAAACUGCUAGAAUGGUCGCAGCUGGCGGAAGUGGAGGAAACAAAAAGUUAGCAGAAGCAUUGACCGCGAGCGCAUCCCAAGUUGAGUCUCUAACACCGCAGUUAAUUAAUGCUGGCCGAAUUCGAAUGACUUAUGCGGACAGCAAAGCGGCCGACGAACAUUUUGAAAAUCUGCGACAACAAUACGCGGAAACAAUGCAGCGAGCACGAGCGCUAUGCGACGAAGCUACCGAUAGCGGAGAUUUUAUUCGAACUUCCGAGGAACAAAUGCAAAAACAUUCGUUUCUCUGUGAAGAGGCUAUUGCUAAAACUCAUCCGCAAAAGAUGGUCGACAAUACGGCUGCUAUUGCUAGAUUGGCUAACAGGGUAAUACUUGUUGCGAAACAAGAAAGCGAUAACAGCGAAGAUCCUGCAUUUAUUCAAAGAGUAAAUCAUGCUACGGAUAUCCUUCAAAAUAGUGUCGCUCCAAUGGUUCAAGAUGCAAAAUUAGUUGCAAUUAACAUUAAUGACAGUAACGCAGUGUCUCGUUGGAGGGAAAGUAAUCGUUCGCUUUUAGCCAAUGUUGGUCAAGUUCGUAAAGCCAUCAUCGUUCAACCAGAUUUAAUACCUCCGCCAGAGGUGUCACAAUUACAUCUUAACGAUGACGCACAAUUGCCAACCCGUCAAUAUAAUUACUUCACAGAUAAAGUUGGUGAGCCUUUAAGAAAUCAACCAUCGCCAAGCAAUUUACGUGUCAUGAGCCCUAAUCUGAACACAAAUAAAUCUCAACAACGUUCUGUCAGUCCAUUACCUAAGUGGGCGCGUGAAGGAGAUAAUCCAGAUCUCCUAUAUCAAGAACUGGCUUCUGACAACGAGUUAGAAAAAACAGUUCACAAUGGAGGCUAUCAUUAUGAUUAUAAUGACGACGAAGUUGCCCCUCCACGUCCACCUUUACCUGGUGGAGAUAUACCACCCCCGCGACCACCACCUCCAGAGACAGAUGAUGAGGAUGAAAUGUUUAUGCAUGCGCCACAACCUAAUCAGCCCAUUAUGAUGGCUGCCCAUGGAUUGCAUCAAGAAGUACGGCAAUGGUCCAGCAAAGAUAAUGAAAUUAUUGCAGCAGCAAAGAAGAUGGCUAUUCUAAUGGGUAGAUUAUCAGGUUUGGUUCGAGGAGAAGGUGGUAAUAAAAGAGACUUGAUUGCCUGUGCCAAAGCCAUUGCAGAAGCUUCUCAAGAAGUGACUCGUUUGGCUAAAGAGCUUGCUAGGGAAUGUACCGAUAAACGUAUUCGUACAAAUCUUCUUCAAGUUUGUGAACGUAUACCUACUAUAGGUACACAGUUAAAGAUAUUGUCAACUGUAAAGGCAACAAUGUUAGGUGCCCAAGGUACAGAAGAGGAUCAAGAAGCAACAGAUAUGCUUGUUGGCAAUGCUCAAAACCUCAUGCAAAGCGUGAAAGAAACGGUUCGUGCAGCAGAAUGCGCGAGCAUCAAAAUACGUACCGCGUCUGGUAUGAAGUUACGAUGGGUGAGACGUCAACCAUGGUAUCAGUAAUAAAUGGAAUGCUGCAGUAAGAAAAAGUGAUCUAAAACAGAUAAGUAAGAUUUUCUAAUAUUAAAUUCAUUUUAAUGAAUUGAUUCUAUAUAAUAUAUUUCAAGAAAGUGUUCUAACAAGGACAACAUUCAAGUAUUUACAAUUGAUUUAAUGUCUGAUGAACUGUCUGAAAAAUGAGUGUCCAUUUAAAAGAAAAAUAGUUGUUAAAUUAAUGAAUAUAAAUUAUAUAUAUACCCGCCAAAUUUUCAUACACAGAAAUAAUUAAAUCCAUUUUAAAUACCUGAACUGUAUCCUUGUAAUAAGUAUAGCAUAAUUUAUACUUAUUUUCAUAUAUACACACUCUGACAAACUAUAUGAUCAUUAUAUAAUAUACAAAUGAUAGUUUUUAAUUUAAAAAAGAAGCUAGUGACUAAUAUUACAGAUACUUUACAAAAAACUGAGAGACAUAUCUCAAUUGGUAAACUUAUAAUUCAAAAAUAUUUUUAGAUGACACAUUUAAGGGAAUGCUUAAAGCCAAUGUCUCUCAUAAUUCAAUUAAAAGAUAGAAUCUAAUUAGAGAUGACAAAGCUUAUGCCUUAUACAAAUUACCAAUUUGCAAUAUAUAUUUUUAUGUGUAUUUGCAAUAAGUGUACUUUACACAUGUGUAUACAUAUUUACCUAAAACCGGCACAAUAGAAGAAAUUUUUUAUCUACAUUUAUUAAUCCAAGAUAGUAUAAUGUAUUUUUUCAAACUAAAAAAAUUAGAAUAUAAUUUUUUAAUAGGUGCUAUCCGCCGCAAAAUACACGUAGAAAACAUUAACAUGCAAUAUUAUAUAAUAAGUAAAUAUAUUUUUGUAAUUCUUACCUAAUAAUCUUUUUAGAGAACAUACAGGGUGUUCGGCUACGGGUGGGGAUCUUUCAAGCGGGUAGCAGCUCGGAUAAUUUUGAACAACUUUUUCCAAGAAGGAAAAAGUUGUUUAAAAUCGUACCAGCUAUGCACCAAAGGAUGCUCACUCGUAGCCGAACACUCUGUACAUAGUUAUUUAGAUAUUUUCAAUGUUUUCAAACUGGUGCUAUAUGUACGUGCAAUAUAAUACAAGAUAGUGGAAGAUAACAUAAGAUUAAACAAUGUUAAACCAAAUACACGAAAUCAGUUUAAUAUGUUCUUAAAAAAAUUUAGAUUAAAUGCUAAUGUAAACAGUUAUUCGUAAUAUCAAUUUUAGUAAUAUACUCUAUGAUAAUUACAUGUAAAACUAUUUAUAAUAAAUAUUAAUUUUUAUUAUA